AUGCUCCAUGAGAUGAAGGCUCUAAAUCGAAUUCUCUUUUCUCACUAUACUGGGAUUUUGUUUAAUUUUGGUGCCAUUGUUUGUUCGGCAAGAGUGGUCCUUAAAGACCGACAUUUGGCUCUCCCUCAUGUUUCUGUGCCCGAUAUAAGGUACAUUGAUUGGUUUGAACUUCGUAAAAGGAAAUUCAAGGAUGUUGUGUUUGAUAAAGAUAAUACAAUCACUGCCCCUUGUCAAUUGAAUCUUUGGGCUCCUCUUGCCUCCUCGUUGGACGAGUGUAGAGCAAUCUUCAGACCCAAUAUUGCAGUGUUCAGCAAUUCUGCUGGGUUGUAUGAGUAUGUCCAUGAUGGUUCAAAAGCUAAGGCACUUGAAAAGGCUAUUGGAAUUAAAGUUAUAAGGCAUAGAGUGAAGAAACCAGCUGGUACGGCUGGAGAAGUUGAGAAACACUUUGGAGGUGAAGCAUCCCAACUUAUUAUGGUAGAUCAGAAUAAGACUCAUUGAAUUGUUGUUAGCUGGGUUUCAUUUGGUUUGUUUUGGAUUGGACUAAUACCAUCAUAUUCUAAGCAUCCACUUCUUCUACAUCUUCAUUGAGGUUCAUAUUCUGUUUACUUUCAAUCUGCUUCUCAUUUUUUUCACUUUCAAAGCUUGAAUCUCGCUAUUUUUGUUUCUUUAUCUUGAUCAUAUAUUGUUUUUAUAUGUAUGAAAAAAAAACUGAGAUUUCUAUUAUAAUCUUUAGUUUUGA
This is a messenger RNA of Cannabis sativa, 739 nucleotides long. Its product is annotated as phosphatidylglycerophosphate phosphatase 1, chloroplastic/mitochondrial-like. Gene Ontology annotation, molecular function: phosphatidylglycerophosphatase activity. The transcript has 4 exons. Lineage: Eukaryota; Viridiplantae; Streptophyta; Magnoliopsida; Rosales; Cannabaceae. The record is from RefSeq and is a predicted model, not a curated record. The coding region runs from base 1 to 498 and encodes 165 amino acids.